UGUUCCCUCAUAAAACAUUCAAAUAAAACUCUCUCAUGUCUAUAUUUUAUGCGACCAGUAACAGUCAACUCGAUGGUUUUCUCGGUUACAGCUGCUCUCACUCGCUUAUCUGCUCUAUCUUAUUCUCAUCCCCGUUCUUCUUCUCUCUUCAGAUUUACCCAUAUUCGUAUAAUCACCGCUACCAUCUCGUCCAAGAGGCAGCGUCAUCAUAGCUCCAGAACUAUGACUUCUUCAGUGCUGCCAGUAGAAUCAGCUGCUAUGCAAGAUAAGGUCACUGCUCCUUACGGCUCUUGGAAGUCUCCAAUCACCGCCGAUGUCGUCUCCGGCGCAUCCAAGCGACUGGGCGGUACUGCCAUUGACGGCCAUGGUGGCCUUUUCUGGCUUGAAUCCCGGCCCACUGAAGCAGGACGAUCGGUUCUUGUUAAGGGAGGUGAGAAAUCUGGAGAGGAAGCUGUGGAUGUUACCCCGAAAGAAUUUUCGGUGCGAACAACGGCCCAGGAGUAUGGAGGGGGCGCAUUUACAAUAUCAGGGGAUACUGUUAUCUUCGCAAAUUACAAGGAUCAAAGACUGUACAAGCAAUCUGUCGAUUCCAUAGAUUCUACUCCUGUUCCAAUUACACCUGAUUAUGGUUCAUCAGUUGUCUCUUAUGCCGAUGGAAUCUUUGAUUCACGCUUCAACCGUUUUGUCACUGUAAUGGAAGAUCGUCGUGUAAGCAGCAUGAAUGCAAUUACAACGAUUGUAGCAAUUGGGCUUAAUGAUUCUGAUAUAGAGGAACCAAAAGUACUAGUUAGUGGCAAUGAUUUCUAUGCAUUCCCACGGAUGGACCCCAAAGGUGAACGGAUUGCAUGGAUAGAAUGGGGUCACCCUAACAUGCCAUGGGAUAAAUCAGAACUCUGGGUUGGCUAUAUUUCUGAGAAUGGAGAUAUCUACAAACGCAUAUGUGUUGCUGGCAAUGACAAUAAAAUUGUUGAAUCUCCAACUGAACCCAAGUGGUCCUCUACAGGGGAGUUAUUCUUUAUCACUGACAGAAGAAAUGGAUUUUGGAAUCUCUACAAAUGGAUUGAAUCUGUAAAUGAUGUACAAGCACUCUAUUCCUUGGAUGCGGAGUUCUCAAGUCCAUUAUGGGUAUUUGGCAUAAACUCUUAUGAGCUUAUUCAGAACAAAGAAGGAAGAAACUUAAUUGCUUGCAGCUACAGGCAGAAGGGUAGAUCACAUUUUGGUAUUCUGGACUGUGCUCAAAGCUCCCUUUCUCUGCUAGAUAUUCCUUUCACAGACAUCAAUAGUAUUACUUUAGGGCAUCAUUGUCUGUACAUUGAGGGAGCAUCUACAAUUCAUCCAUCCUCAGUGGCUAAGGUGAUUUUGGAUGACCAGGGAUCGAAAGUAGUUGAUUUCGAGAUUGUUUGGUCAUCAUCACCUGAUAGUUUAAAGUACACAUCAUAUUUCAGCUCACCUGAGUUGAUUGAGUUCCCAACUGGGGUUCCUGGUCAAAAUGCGUAUGCAUACUUUUAUCCUCCUUUGAAUCCCAUUUACCAAGCUAGUCCAGAAGAAAAGCCUCCAUUGUUGUUGAAAAGUCAUGGAGGACCUACAAGUGAAACACGUGGGAUUUUAAACCUGAGUAUCCAGUAUUGGACAAGCCGAGGUUGGGCUGUCGUGGAUGUAAAUUAUGGUGGAAGCACUGGUUAUGGUAGAGAAUAUCGAGAACGAUUAUUAGGAAAUUGGGGAAUUGUUGAUGUUAAUGACUGUUGCAGCUGUGCAAAAUUUUUGGUGGACAGUGGAAAGGCAGAUGGGGAACGACUCUGUAUAACUGGUGGCUCAGCUGGUGGUUAUACAACCUUAGCUGCCCUUGCUUUUAAAGAAACAUUCAAGGCUGGAGCUUCAUUGUAUGGUGUGGCUGACUUAAGCAUGUUAAGAGCAGAAACUCACAAAUUCGAGUCUCAUUACAUUGAUAAUCUUGUUGGUGAUGAAAAGAAUUACUUUGAGAGGUCUCCAAUAAAUUUUGUUGAUAGAUUUUCCUGCCCUAUAAUUUUGUUCCAGGGAUUAGAAGAUAAGGUUGUACCCCCUGAUCAAGCUCGUAUUAUAUACCAGGCGCUGAAGAAGAAGGGUUUGCCAGUUGCUCUAGUUGAAUACGAAGGAGAACAGCAUGGUUUUCGCAAGGCUGAGAAUAUUAAGUUCACCCUGGAACAAGAAAUGGUGUUUUUUGCACGUUUGGUUGGAAACUUCAAUGUCGCAGAUGAUAUUAAUCCAAUCAAAAUUGACAAUUUUGACUGAUCAUGCAUAAAGGAACUUAAGGGAUUUGCUGUCAUAAUUUGACAGCAAUGAAUUGAAUCAACUCCUUGAUAUAGGCAGUACCUUAUAUUUUCUUUUCCUUGAGCGUUCAACAACAAAUUGUCUGUGAUAUUACCAGAAAAGCUGACGUACUAACUGGGAAUUCGCUAUUCAUCAUAAUGUGUUGUUUUUGGUUAGCCAAUAGGAAAAGGCUCGUGUUGGAUAGUUUGUCUUGCAGCCAAUUUUAUGGAUUGUUGGAAGCUUUUGUGUUUCCCUAUGUAAUUGAGGAUCAUAGAUUUUUUUUUUUUUUUUUAUCUAUAUCUGUUGAAUGAAUUUAUUGACGGUCUAAUUUAUUGUCUGGGUGUUGGAUGCUUGGAGUUUGGAAGGCUAACAUGCAUCCUUUGGUCAA
This is a messenger RNA of Manihot esculenta (cassava), 2674 nucleotides long. RefSeq lists its product as uncharacterized. Lineage: Eukaryota; Viridiplantae; Streptophyta; Magnoliopsida; Malpighiales; Euphorbiaceae. Gene Ontology annotation, molecular function: serine-type peptidase activity. The coding region runs from base 49 to 2268 and encodes 739 amino acids. Gene Ontology annotation, biological process: proteolysis. The transcript is spliced from 19 exons. The record is from RefSeq and is a predicted model, not a curated record.